AUGUCGCCAGACGAUGAGCCACAGACCAGGAAAGACUCGAGGAAGAUCAUAUCGUUUAGCUCGACCGACCCAGAUAACCCCUACAACUGGCCACGCAGGAAGAAGCUGUAUAUCUUCUUCACCGGCAUCAUAACUGUUAUGAAUAGCACGAUUUCCUCGUCGUUACCGAGCGGAGCGAUCACUUUCAUCACAAAGCAUUUCGACGUCACACAAGAGAUCCAAUUUCCAUUGCCGAUAUCGUGUUUCCUCGCAGGUUAUGUGGUCGGGCCCACGCUUUGCGGUCCUCUGUCCGAAAACAAUGGUCGGCAACGAGUCAUCUUAGCAUUUUUCAUCUUGUCUACCAUCUUCAGCAUGGCCUGCGCAGUGGCACCUAAUUGGCCUUGUCUGCUCUUCUUUCGCUUUGUGUGUGGGAUUGGAUUCUCCGGGCCAAUAGCAAUCACGGGAGGAUUAUAUGCCGACGUAUACAACGACCCAAGAGAGCGUGGUUUGGCAAUGGCUUGGUUCAUGGUCGCGACGACAUUUGGUCCCAUCAUCGCACCAGCAAUUUCAGGAUUCAUUGCAGAGAAUACCUCGUGGCGAUGGGUAUUUGCGGUGGGCACUCUGAUCGCUGUUGCAACAAUCCCCUUUAUUGUUUUUAUGCCAGAGACCUACACACCAGUCCUUCUGAGUCGUAAAGCAGCACAACUUCGCAAAGCCACAGGUGAUCCCGAGAUCAUUGCCAAAACCGACCUUCAGAAGAAGACGCUGCGCCACGUCCUUACCGUUGUCAUGACUCGACCCUACCGCAUGCUGUUCCAGGAAGUCAUUGUCAUGUGUGUGGCGGCAUAUUGUUCUCUGGCAUACGCAAUCUUUUACCUGUAUUUCGAAGCAUACCCUAUCAUCUUUCAGGGCCCGGACUCGGUUUACAAAUGGUCCUACGGGCUUUCUGGCCUAGCAUUUAUCCCCAUUGGGUUUGGAUCACUCUUCGCGGCACCUAUAUAUCUCUGGUGGGACUCGUAUCUGGCCAAGGCACAGAAGCAGCAGGCAAAGUGGGCACAACAGGAAGAGUACAGGCGGCUACCGCUGGCUUGUAUAGGAGGGCCGCUGUACGUUGUUUCUCUAUUCUGGAUUGGGUGGAGCGCAAAACCAGGCACCUUUUGGCUGGCACCUGUCGCCUCAGGAGUUGUCUUUGGAGCGGCAUUCCUACUCAUCUUCAUGGCUUUGCUCAAUUACCUCACCGAUGCUUAUGAAACUUUUGCAGCCAGCGCGCAGGGUAUUACCAGUACCAGUCGAAGCGUCUUUGGUGCGCUCUUGCCACUAGCUGCUCAUAGCAUGUUCUCCCACUUGGGCAUCGCAUGGGCAUGCAGUUUACUGGCGUUCCUUAGUUUGGGAAUGUGUCUGAUCCCCUUUGCAUUUAUCAAAUAUGGUGACCGAAUUCGGGACAACAGUAAGUUUUGCAAGGAGUUGAAGGAGAUUAAGGCAAGGGAAGCGGCCCAGAGUGAGCAAGAAGAGAGGGAGGAAAAGCUGAGGAUUGAGAACGGUGAUUUGAAAAAAGAGGGAAAUAGGGAGAAGGAGGAUGAAAAGAUGUUCGAUCGGGUAUGA
Cladophialophora psammophila CBS 110553 is the source of this 1581-nucleotide messenger RNA. RefSeq lists its product as uncharacterized. Bases 1 to 1581 code for a protein of 526 amino acids. NCBI's taxonomy places the organism in Eukaryota, Fungi, Ascomycota, Eurotiomycetes, Chaetothyriales, Herpotrichiellaceae. The transcript has a single exon. Gene Ontology annotation, biological process: transmembrane transport. Gene Ontology annotation, molecular function: transmembrane transporter activity. The record is from RefSeq and is a predicted model, not a curated record.